UCUUCUUCCAAACCACAUCUCUUCGCAAAGAGUUUUCACCGCCUCCGCUCGCCCCGCUGCUAUACUCUCCUAUACAGAUUGCUCUCUUCAAUUCGAACACUGAACAGUCUGAGGACAAGCAAAGAAGCCUUUAUGCACUUUCAGACCCUCUUCACUUCCCAGGACUACAUCUCAGAUCACCUGUGGAAGGCGUCAGUAAACUGAGCCUCACAGCAAAACCAGCAAGCCAUACAAAAUAUCCCUACGGCAUCCCAAGUACACGUCAAAAAUGUUUUCAGGAAUGCUCAAAGCCUCUUCAACGAGGGCUUUCGCUCCCCGAUCCCUCACAAGCAGCGCGCAUGCUCGGUUUUUGGCAACCAUCCAGAACAAUACUGCACGAGAUCCUCCAGUUCCUAACCGCAAACCUACAGCAGUAUCCCAUGAACGAGCCACUUUCACAAUCAAGAAUGGCCCGAUCUACCACGGCAAAUCCUUUGGAGCCAAGUCCAAUAUCUCGGGCGAAGCCGUGUUCACCACCUCCUUAGUCGGAUACCCAGAGUCGAUGACUGACCCUUCAUACCGUGGACAAAUUCUCGUCUUCACCCAGCCAUUAAUUGGAAACUACGGGGUCCCGUCCGCGGCUCGAGAUAGCCAUGGUCUCCUACGAUACUUCGAAUCGCCUAACAUUCAAGCUGCCGGUGUUGUAGUUGCGGAUUUUGCGGAACGUCAUUCUCAUUGGACUGCUGUUGAGUCACUUGCUGAGUGGUGUGCUCGUGAGGGUGUGCCCGCUAUCUCUGGUGUGGACACUCGAGCUAUCGUGACUUACCUGCGAGAACAAGGUUCUUCUCUUGCCCGUAUCUCCGUUGGCGAGGAAUAUGAUGCAGACGAAGAUGAAGCCUAUAUUGACCCGGAGGCUAUCAACCUCGUCCGCCGUGUUUCGACCAAGGCGCCAUUCCAUGUCAAUGCUGCAAAUGGAGAAUACCACGUUGCCCUCAUCGACUGUGGUGUGAAGGAGAACAUUUUGCGAUCUCUCGUGUCUCGUGGCGCCUCAGUUACUUGCUUCCCAUACAACUACCCUAUUCAUAAGGUAGCUCACCACUUUGAUGGCGUGUUCAUCUCGAACGGGCCUGGUGACCCGACCCAUUGUCAAGAGACUGUCUACCACCUCCGGAAGUUGAUUGACAGCUCCCAAGUUCCGAUCAUGGGGAUCUGCAUGGGCCACCAGCUCCUUGCUCUGGCUGCUGGAGCAAAAACCAUCAAACUGAAGUAUGGCAACCGCGCACACAACAUCCCAGCCCUGGACCUCACCACCGGAAAGUGCCAUAUCACUUCGCAGAACCACGGGUACGCUGUCGAUGCAACCACGCUUCCAAAGGAAUACAAGGAAUACUUUGUCAACUUGAACGACUCUUCAAACGAAGGAAUCAUCCACACUUCUCGGCCAAUCUUCUCUGCCCAGUUCCACCCCGAAGCCAAGGGAGGACCACUUGACUCGGCUUAUCUGUUCGACCGAUACAUGGAGAGCGUGGCCAAGUAUAAGCAAGGCCAAGCGGUGUUCGGCGCACAGGGUAACAAGCCCGAUCGUCUCCUCGUUGAUCUGCUGAGCAAGGAACGUGUUGGCGUGCACCCCAGCCUGACUGAAUGGAAGGGCUACGGCGCUGGACAAGUAGAGAAUGCUCCCCAAGCCGCUGCAGCUGCAGCCUAGGCCAUCUGACCAUGCUGUCCGGUCAUUUGUUGUGUAGGUUGUUUGGGAGGUAAAGCAGAUUGACAUUGGUGUUAGCAUAGGAAAUGCGCUGGGCGUCUUAUGGCGUUGUGAUAGCUUGAAAGUACUACCAGAAAUUGGACACAAGAAACCAAAUCACUAUUGACGACAUGUUCUGAGUUUAUGCCGUGACGGCUCAUUGAGCUUCCAAUAUGCUCGCACGAGGAGUCC
Messenger RNA from Pseudovirgaria hyperparasitica, 1912 nucleotides. RefSeq names its product carbamoyl-phosphate synthase arginine-specific small chain. The record is from RefSeq and is a predicted model, not a curated record. Gene Ontology annotation, molecular function: carbamoyl-phosphate synthase (glutamine-hydrolyzing) activity. The coding region runs from base 269 to 1684 and encodes 471 amino acids. NCBI's taxonomy places the organism in Eukaryota, Fungi, Ascomycota, Dothideomycetes, Acrospermales, Acrospermaceae. The transcript has 4 exons. Gene Ontology annotation, cellular component: carbamoyl-phosphate synthase complex; cytoplasm. Gene Ontology annotation, biological process: L-arginine biosynthetic process; 'de novo' pyrimidine nucleobase biosynthetic process; L-glutamine metabolic process.